Molecule: messenger RNA, 2540 nt
Organism: Solea solea (common sole)
Lineage: Eukaryota; Metazoa; Chordata; Actinopteri; Pleuronectiformes; Soleidae
Product: complement C2
Exons: 19
Coding region: 35-2383 (782 amino acids)
Biological process (GO): complement activation; proteolysis
Cellular component (GO): extracellular region
Molecular function (GO): serine-type endopeptidase activity
Source: RefSeq, a predicted model, not a curated record
GAAACAAACCCAGCAGCAGCUACAGUGUCUGGUCAUGAACUUUAAGUCUUUACUGUGGAUCCUGUUCUUCAUCUCUGUCCAAGAGGUGACAUCGUAUGAGGACGAGUACGACGAUGAUUACGAAACAUACGGUGAUCCGCAGCCACUGAACUGUUCGACUGGAGAGAGCAUCAAAGGUGGAAAUGUUACCUAUUCUCAGGGAGGGCUGGAGGGCAGUGUGCUCACCUAUCACUGCGGCCUGGACAAAUACCCUUUCCCAGUCAGCUCCAGGCUCUGUGGCGCUGACGGGCAGUGGUCGCUCAUGAGAUCAGCCGGUGGCAAACCUGUGACUCGUGCUACGUGCAAAGAUGUGUUGUGUCCUGCUCAGCUCCAGCUGGACCACGGUGACUUCUGGCCCAAGGAUCAGUGGUUUCGUUUUGGAACGACACAGAACUUUUCCUGCAUGGAAGGGUUCACCAUGUACGGCUCAGCCCACAGGAAAUGCACUUUGUCUGGAGAAUGGACAGGAACUCCUCCUGUGUGUGACAACCAUGCUGCUGAUUGUAAUGACCCAGGGAUUCCACCAGGGGCUAAGCUGUCAGCAAGCUCGUUUCACACUGGAGAGAAGAUCGUCUACCAGUGCCAGACUGGUCUAGAUCUGCUCGGGUCAGCUGAAAGGGUUUGCCUGGAGAACAGAGAGUGGAGCGGCUCAACACCACGGUGCCAAGGUCCAAACACCUUUGACCCCCCAAGUGCUGUGGCCAAAGCCAUGGCAGGUUCACUCGCAGGGGUCAUGGACGUCGUCUCAUCAGACUUCAAGAAAAGUGCUGCUACAGCAUCCUUUGGACGAACCAUCCAUGUGUCUGAAGGCAGUCACAUCAACGUCUACAUUUUAAUGGACACGUCAGGCAGCAUCAGGAAGGAGGAUUUUGAAAAGUCCAGAAAUGCCACCGUUGCUCUCAUCAGAAAGUUGGACAGUUAUGAGGUACAACUGAAGUUCCAUGUGCUGUCGUUUGCCACCGAGGUCAAAGACAUCGUGGACAUCACGCAGACAUAUAUAAGCAGCAGCAUUGAAGACGUCAUAUGGAAUCUGAUGGAGUUUGACUACCACAGCCACGGGCGUAAGACAGGCACCAACCUCCACUCGGCGCUGCACCGCGUCAGUGAGACGAUCAGUUUAUUCAAGCAACGCGGCGCCAAGAGCCGCUUUAAUGAGACGCAGAACAUCAUCAUCAUAGAAACAGAUGGUUACGCAAACAUAGGAAACAAGCCUCAAAUUGCUAUGGGCCGGAUCAGACAGCUGCUCGGAUACAGCCUCACAGCCGAGGACCACACAGACGAGACAAUGCUAGACGUCUAUGUAUUUGGUGUCGGGGACCAGUUGAACAAAAAAGAGUUAAACACCUUGGCCUCAAAGAAACGCGGUGAGCAACACGUCUUCAUUUUGAAAGACUACCAGACACUGGGCGAGGUGUUCAACAGUAUCAUAAGUGAUAAGAGUGUGACAAUGUGUGGAGUCGUGCAGGAGCAUGUUUCCAAGGAACACGAGAGCUUCGGGAUCCCAGUCUACUCCAAGCCCUGGCAUGUGACUCUGACAGCACCUAAGUGGGGACCCAAGGUGUCAUGCUUUGGAUCCAUCAUGAGCCGGAACUGGGUGCUGACGGCGGCUCACUGUUUUGCCAGAGCCAGCAGAGACGAAGUCUCUUACCAAGUGGACAUCGAGCACGGUGACGGCAGGGUGAAGUCCAGCAGGGUGAUCCUGCACCCCAAGUACAACACCAGUGCACUCAAACACAGAAAUGUGUCCGAGUUCUAUGACUAUGACGUAGCUCUGGUGCAUGUGAACAGUAUCCCUCUCUCGUGGAAGGCCAGACCCAUCUGCUUGCCAUGUACUGUACCAGCCAGUCGAGCUCUGAAAAGAAUCAACUCCACCUGUCAGCAGCACAGGGCGGAGCUACUACCACAUGAAACGACCCCCGCCUUUUUCAGUCACAAGAACUCGGGCCGCAAACAAACUCACAUUCACACAAAGGGUCAGAGGCCUGACUGUGUCGAGAAAGCAUGGACGACAUUAAAGGAGCCCACGGAUGUGACUUUGAGGGAGUAUGUAACAGACAGAUUCCUCUGCUCUGGAGGAACCUCAGGAUAUCAGGAUGCUGUUACCUGCAAAGGGGACUCGGGUGGACCUCUGUUUUUGCCAAGAAGAAACCGCUACUUUCAGGUGGGCGUGGUGAGCUGGGGAACCACAGACGUAUGUGACCCACGUAACUCGGCUCAGGGACGAUACAGCAGCGACCGUCCGCCUCCCGAUGCCCGGGACUUUUACAUCGACGUGUUUGAGAUCAUGUCGUGGCUGAAGCAGCAUCUGGGCGAGCAGAUCCAGUUCCUGCCUGAAGUCCAGUGAGUGCAUCGAUGGGAUGAAGACAUAAAAACAAGCUCAUGUGUUCACAACUUUAUCUACAAUGUUCAGGAAGAGUCACAAGUAUCCAUCACAGUAUCACAGUAUUACAAACACUGUAAAUGUUCUGUUAACAAAGUAUUAAAUCUUUUUUCUCAGUUUA